AUGGAUUUGGAGGCGUUGCUGCAGGACGAGGAGGAGCUGGAGGCACAGCGCGAAGCGCAGGCAGAAGCUGAACGGGCUGCGCAGCAAGCUCAGCAACCAAGUCAUCGCUUUGGCCACGGCCAUGGUUAUGGCCAUGGGCACGGCGUGCGCUUGACAGCACAAGGUCAUGCAGUGCCACGUCCGGCCAUGCGCGCGCCUACCUACGCCCACCAGCUCCAAGAUGCCUACGACGACCUUCUCAAACGUCAUGCCACAGCCGAGGGCACCAUCGAAACGCUCAAGCUUGUGCAGGGAAAUGGGACCGGCUUUGAUGAUAGCGAUGUCGAGGAUGAUGCCAUCAAUCGCUCGCAAUAUGAAUAUGAUCUCGAGCAAGCCCGAGCCGCCACCCGCCGAGCGCAACUCGAAGCGACGCGCGCCCGAGAGAACAUGCUACACAUGGAGAACGAACUCAAUGCUUGCCGCCGUGAGCUGCAAGCCCAAGCCCAAACCCACGAAGCCAAUCACCAAGCGCGUGGGGAGCUGGAAAACCAGCUCGCGGCCACCGAGGAUCGGCUCGAACGCUGCAUACAGGAAAACGACCUCUUGGUCCAGGACUACAAUGCCCUGGCAGACAGCUACAAUCAGCUCCGUGAAGAAAUGGCAAGCCACGAGCAAGACGACAGCGCACGCACGCAACGCAUGCAAGAGGAAAUCGACUAUUGGCGUUCCCAAUGCCACCAGCAGGAAGAUAGCCGCGUUCACUUGGCAACAAAGCCCACGACGAUCGGCCAGGACCUUCAGCUAACGCCCCAGGACCGUCAGCUACCGCCCCAUCGGCCCACUAGUGCCGCGCAACGGGCCCGGGAUGAACUCUCAGGUAGCAUCGCCGCUGAGUCCGACCCAAGGAAUUUACCCACAACGGCCACUGGUGCUAUCGAUUUGAUGGCACUGCGCUUCGACCUGGGCCAGCUGCUCCAGCAACUUCACGAGGUCGUUUCCGAGGCAUUUUUGGCCCGCCAGUCGCUCGAUCGGUUGACCAGCCUCAGCAACUCACCCCAUGCUCAAGAUCGCGUGUCCCUUGAUCAAGAUAUCGUUGAAGUCCAAGACCAAAUUCGUGAGCUGCGACAGCGUUACGAUCACUUUUGCAAACAACACCAACAGCACGUGUUGCGCUUCCCUGAUCUUACAGCCGUGCCAAGCGAAUGGCUACGGCCACCCACCUUUCCGGCCCUUCCGAUUGACCCACGCUCCAGUGCCCGCCAAGCCGGCCAUGCCGCCAUGGCCACGCAGCGUGCUACCCAAGCCGAACGCCGUGAAGCUCUUCGCCCCGUGCUCGAGACACCCACCUCCGAAUCCCCGCCAACGCCACCCGUAGAUGAUACGGCCACAGCAGCCACCCAACCUGCCACUAGCAUCAGUGCGAGCCACACCGUCUCACGCAGAGAAGCAACGACCCUAUCAAGAGCAUCGGCCGAUGAACAAAGUCAGCAGGCCCACAAGCCAAGUGCGCGCUCACUCCGACCGGUAUCGCUGAGCGAGCUCGAAGCCACAAGUCCGACUGCAUCAGAGGUCGAGGUUGAGCCUCUCCGGCAAAGCGCGAUCAGCGACGAUGCAAUGCAGUCCCCACUGCGACACAGCAUUCUGAAGACGUCGCGCGAGCAACGGGGUUCGCUGGUUGCUGAUUUGGAGCGCUCAGUGCGGUUUGCGAGCGAUGACACCGUCUAUGAUAUCAGUCCAGCGGGGCAACCGGGCGUGCUGUCGCGAUUCUUCUCCAAUGGGGAUCGUCAACCCCGCUUUGUGCCCUCCAAGGGCGUGUCACCCUCAUCGGCCUUGUCUACUGCUGUUGGCCGUCUACCCAAUCUUGCUAGUGCAGCCGUUGGUGCCUCUCCAUCUCUUGCUGGCACCCGCGCUCGGACAGCUGUUCCUACCAGCGCCACGGCAGAGACCAACGACUCGGCCUCCCCCCCGGCCACCACCUCUGUCAAUCAAAAGGAUCCCGAACUUGGACCCUCUUCAGUGGCAUCAUCACUGUCGUCUUCUUUUACCCGCUCCUUCACCAACUAUCCGGAUGGCCAAAGCAUGGAUUCUGUCACUGCAACACCUCGCGCGCAGUUGGCGGACCUCGACCGAUACAACGCCUUGGCUGAAGUGUUUGGCCCCGCAGUUGUUCGGCCCUUGCGACGCGCAGCAUCGCACCGGGCCACGCCACUCAAGCCCCGCCACGCUGGCUCCGCAUCUGCUCCUACCGAUCGGGCGGAUCUUUCCCAAUCUUUACGAACUAGCUCCUUUCUUGGCGAACGAGAGCACAGUAUGACGCGGUCAGUGGGCACGCCCAGCCGCGGAGAGAUUGAGGCCCCUGAUGCGGAUACUCCUUUGAGCAGCACGCCUCGUCGCCGUCACAUGACACGGCGCACAGCCAGUACAGAACCCCCAGAGUGGCCCACAUCCCCCCGCGAGCGGUCCUUGGAAAACUCGUUGCUGCGUUUGCAGGUUGCAUGCGAUGGUUUGCGCGACGAGGUGGAGCAGGCCGACCGUCGGCGCUCAGAGCGGCUUGUACGAGGUCAAUCUCACCCCCCAGCGGAUGCUUCCCUGCUAGCCCACGGGCCCCCCAUGCCCGCAGAUGUGCUAAAUAGCACCCCAUUGCCUGGGCGCCAUACUUCCGCCGGCUUACCACCGGCCGCCGCAGCCAGCCCAGUCGAAGACGUGGCUGCACCGAUUUCCACAUCAGAUCUGAUACCGGUCGUGACUGAUCGUGAGGCCCGCCAUGUGCAGCCCAUUCUGGAUCGGGCAGACGCGGCUUUGCGCCGUUCACGCCGCGCUCUUGGUGACAGUGGGCGGUCAGAAGCCGAGUAA
Molecule: messenger RNA, 2832 nt
Organism: Monosiga brevicollis MX1
Lineage: Eukaryota; Choanoflagellata; Craspedida; Salpingoecidae
Exons: 3
Coding region: 1-2832 (943 amino acids)
Source: RefSeq, a predicted model, not a curated record